UCACUCACACUCACACUCACACCACCCAACCUUUUAGAGAAUCAAAUACUUUGGCAACAAAUAGGGAAUCCCAAUGAUCUUCUGUCUUUCAAAUCUUAAAUUUAAUGGAUACCCUUUAAAAACCAACCAUUAUUCAAACAACCUUCCCAUUUACUUUUAUACUACUUGUCUUAAACUCUUAAGAGCAAAAUCAAUUUUAAGAAUUUCUUUUUAAACACAAUCUAUAAAAGUGGAAGGAAUCUCAAAUUUUCAUCUAAGUUCUUGUUUGUUUCUCCUCCUGUUUUUCUGGGGAAAAGUUCAUGAUUCAUCAAGUUUUUUGAAGAAAAGGUGGGAUUUUGCAUUGCUUUGUGAUUUCUACUUUUGCUGGUGAAUUCAAGAAAGUGUUUGGGUGAAAACAAUAUAAAGCCAUUGUAAGGAAGAAGAAGCUAACUGAAUUGAUUUUUCCAGAUAAAAAUUGUCCAUCAUGGUAUCAAGGUCUUAUUCUAACUUACUCGAUCUGGCUUCUGGCCAGUUUCCGACUUUCUGCCGGGGAGAUAAGAGGUUUCCUAGGGUAAAAACUGUAGCUGGAGUAUUGUCUGAGCUUGAUGAUGAAGCUAGCAAUAGUGUAAGUUCGGAUGCUCCUUCUUCGGCUGUCCAAGAGCGAGUGAUUAUAGUGGGUAACCAGCUUCCACUUAGGGUACACCAUAAAUCUGACUGUGAAAACGGAGUGCGGUAUUUUAGUUGGGAUGAAGAUUCCCUUCUUUUGCAGCUUAAAGACGGUCUUGCAGAGGACGUUGAAGUUGUCUAUAUAGGAUGCCUUAGAGAACAAAUUGACCCGAGUGAGCAGGACAGUGUUGCACAUACUUUAUUCGAGACCUUCAAAUGUAUCCCGACCUUUCUUCCUCCUGAACUCUUCUCCAAGUUCUAUCAUGGCUUCUGCAAGCAGCAUUUAUGGCCUUUGUUUCAUUACAUGCUGCCUUUAUCUCCCGAUCUUGGUGGUCGCUUUGAUCGGUCUCUUUGGCAGGCAUACGUCUCGGUUAACAAGAUUUUUGCUGAUAAGGUUAUGGAAGUAAUCAGCCCUGAUGAUGAUUAUGUGUGGGUCCAUGACUAUCAUUUGAUGGUACUUCCAACGUUUUUGAGGAAGCGUUGUAAUCGAGUGAAACUUGGUUUUUUUCUCCAUAGCCCUUUCCCCUCUUCCGAGAUUUAUAGGACUCUUCCUGUAAGAGAUGAAAUUCUGAGAGCACUACUGAAUUCCGAUCUUGUUGGUUUUCAUACUUUCGAUUAUGCUAGACAUUUCCUCUCAUGUUGCAGUAGAAUGCUAGGACUUUCUUACCAAUCUAAGCGAGGUUACAUCGGUUUGGAAUAUUACGGUCGUACAGUAAGCAUUAAAAUUCUUCCCGUUGGAAUUCACAUGGGGCAGUUAUCGUCUGUGAUGAAUCUUCCCGAGACAGAAGUUCGAGUUGCAGAACUAAGAGAACAGUUUAAAGGUCAAACAGUCAUGCUCGGGGUUGAUGACAUGGACAUCUUUAAAGGCAUCAGCUUGAAGCUUCUGGCUAUGGAACAAUUACUCCUUCAACAUCCUGAUAAGAGGGGUAAAGUCGUUUUGGUCCAAAUCGCGAACCCAGCUAGAGGACGUGGUAAAGACGUGCAGGAAGUUCAAUGUGAAACCAAUGCAACGGUUAAGAGAAUUAACGAAACAUUUGGUAAAGUGGGUUACAAACCCGUAAUACUGAUUGAUACUCCACUUCAAUUCUACGAACGUAUUGCUUAUUAUGUAAUUGCUGAAUGUUGCUUGGUCACAGCAGUUAGGGACGGAAUGAAUCUUAUACCGUAUGAGUAUGUAAUAAGUAGACAAGGUAAUGAAAAGCUAGACCGAGCGUUGGGAUUGGCGCCAACAUUACCAAAAAGGAGCAUGUUGGUUGUUUCCGAAUUUAUCGGUUGUUCACCUUCACUUAGCGGGGCUGUAAGGGUUAACCCUUGGAAUAUUGAUUGUGUAGCUGAAGCAAUGGAAUCUGCCUUAUCUAUUCCAGAUUCCGAGAAGCAAUUGCGACAUGAGAAGCACCAUAGAUUUGUGAGCACGCACGAUGUUGCAUUUUGGGCUAGAAGUUUUUUGCAGGAUCUUGAAAGAGCGUGCCGGGAACAUGUUAGAAGGAGGUGUUGGGGUAUUGGGUUUGGAUUAGGCUUUCGAGUCGUUGCUCUAGAUUCAAGUUUUAGGAAGCUUUCUACUGAGCACAUUGUUUCAGCUUUCAAGAGGACAAAGAACCGGGCUAUUCUUUUGGAUUGUGAUGGUACAAUGAUGAUGCAGAGUUCGGUGAGUACAAAUCCUGAUUCGGAGGCGGUUAAAGUCUUGAACAGCCUGUGCCGAGAUCCCAAAAAUGUGGUUUUCUUGGCUAGUGGAAAGGACCGAAGAAAGCUGACUGAAUGGUUUUCUUCUUGUGAAAACCUUGGAAUUGCAGCGGAACAUGGAUACUUUGUCAGAUAUAACAAUGAUUCCGAGUGGGAGAUUAGCAAACCUCUAUUGAAUUUUGACUGGAAACAUGUGGCAGAACCAGUGAUGCAGCUAUACGCCGAGACAACUGAUGGUUCCUUCAUUGAGACAAAAGAGAGUGCACUUGUCUGGAACUACCGACAUGCUGAUCGGGAUUUUGGGUCAUGCCAGGCGAAGGAGCUGCUAGAUCAUCUCGAAAGUGUGCUUGCUAAUGAUCCUGUUUCUGUCAAGAGUGGCCAGUACAUUGUUGAGGUUAAACCACAGGGCAUAAACAAGGGUCUAGUAGCUGAACGUCUCUUAGCAACAAUGCAACAGAAAGGAAUGCUCCCUGACUUCGUACUUUGCAUCGGGGAUGAUAGAUCAGACGAAGACAUGUUCGAGGUGAUCGCAAGUGCAAGAACAACUCCUUCACUCUCGCCCGUUGCUGAAAUAUUUGCUUGCACAGUUGGGCAGAAGCCAAGCAAAGCUAAGUACUAUGUCGAAGAUACAGGCGAGAUACUAAGGAUGUUGGAAGGGCUUGCUGAAGCCUCAGAGAUGGCGGUAAGGAACGAUUACCAGGCUCCUAAACAAGACAUUAUUGAUUAUGAUAACUAAUUAAUUAUGGAUCUAUUCUGUUUGUACAGUGCUGCAUCAUUUUCCCAGUUAGGUCUAGUUCUUGAGGAUCAUAUUUUAUCAGGUUAUAUUUCAUAGUAGUACACAUUUGAGGGGUGAUUGUGAGUUCCUAAUAUUAUUAGAAAUGGGUAUGAUUAUAUUGUUAGUAGAUUGUUUUACAAUAUGGUAUUUAAUUAGAUCAUAAUUUGUGAGUUUUAUUAUUAUAAGGGGUUAAUUUAGGUUCUACAUUUUACAAAUUAAUUAAGAGUUUUGGUAAUUGGUUUGGGAGUGCUCCUCAAGUACUCAAGGAGUACUAGUAGGAAAUAUACUCAUUCGACCAAUAAAAUUAUUUCUUAAGAUAGAAAACAAAAAUAUAUUAAUCGGGUCAUCACAAAUUGAUGUAUGAGACUGUAUUGUGAUUAGAGUUUGGAGGGAACGUGUACAUACAUCACUUUUACUUAUUAAUAGAAUCAGAUCUUGUUUUAGUUGGAGAGUAAAUAUUACUUUUCAGGAUAGAUCUUGAAUUCGAUUUCUACCUGACUCUUCCCCCUUCCUAAGCCAACCAUAUAAUUGAAAAAAGGUAUUGGCCGGUAAGACUUCCCACAGAAUAUUGUUUCAUUAAAUCUUCUUUUUGAAAAUGUUCAAAUUUCUUCAUUAAAUUCAUAAUAACUUCAUGUGAAAGACAAAUUUAGAAUACAUAAUGUGUUUACUUGAAUAACCAUACGAUAAAAAAGAUUUAGGGGGUGUUUAGUAUAAAAAGUGGAAAGGGUAUGGGAAGAGAAUUUUUGAAGAGGGGUAAGGGAAAUGAUAAGGGAAAAUUGGCUGAAAUUAAUUUCAAAUAUCACCCGUUGGUCAAAAUUAAUCCCCACUAUUGAUUAUUUUUUAAUAAUCUCAACUAUUAUCUUAAUUUGUUCAAAACAUCUCCCAUUCCAGCAAAUCGGCAGCAACAGAUAAAACAGGUGGGAUUUUUUUUUCCUUUUUUUUAUUUUUUUACUUCAAAAAUAACCCAUCUCCUUCAUCUAUUAAUCCCCUCCUCCUUCUUCUUCCCCAUUAAUCCCUAUUAAUCACCUCCUCCAUUGAUGAACUUUAACUUUUCAAAAAAUUCCCAUUAAUCUUCAAAUUCCUGCAACAUAUGAUAUUGAUCCCCCAAAACUAAUGAAUUCAGCUUGUUCUUCUAUGUUUCAAAAAAUUCCCAUUAAUCUUCAAAUUCCAUGAACAAGUAUAUAUGAAUCCAUGAACAUGAUGACAGUGAUGGAUAUGUGCACUGAAGAUGAUGACACAGAGUUGGUCUGCACUGAUGAAAACGUGCACUGAUUUGCUGUGCUGCUAUGCACAGAGUUGUUGUGCUGAGUUGUAAGGGUAGCUGUGCUGUGCUGUGCUGAUUUGGUCUGCACUAAUAUGUGUUGUUGCUGAUUUGUAAGGGUAGCUGUGCUGAUUUGUAAUCAAAGCUGUGCUUUUGUUGUAAAUUCAGUACUAAUACAGUACUAAUACCAGGUUCUGUACUGAUAUGUUGUAAAUUCAGUACUAAUACAAGCUGCACUACUUUGUUCAUUAUCAUUC
Molecule: messenger RNA, 4618 nt
Organism: Amaranthus tricolor (Joseph's coat)
Lineage: Eukaryota; Viridiplantae; Streptophyta; Magnoliopsida; Caryophyllales; Amaranthaceae
Product: alpha,alpha-trehalose-phosphate synthase [UDP-forming] 5-like
Exons: 5
Coding region: 464-3061 (865 amino acids)
Biological process (GO): trehalose biosynthetic process
Cellular component (GO): cytosol
Molecular function (GO): catalytic activity
Source: RefSeq, a predicted model, not a curated record